Plasmopara halstedii is the source of this 762-nucleotide messenger RNA. Its product is annotated as Zinc finger, CCHC-type. The transcript is spliced from 5 exons. Lineage: Eukaryota; Oomycota; Peronosporomycetes; Peronosporales; Peronosporaceae. Gene Ontology annotation, molecular function: zinc ion binding; nucleic acid binding. The coding region runs from base 1 to 762 and encodes 253 amino acids. The record is from RefSeq and is a predicted model, not a curated record.
AUGGGGCAGAUUCAAGAAAUGAGCGAGUUGGAUCGAAAAGAUGUGUUAUUUCGGUUUGAAGGACCAGACUCGGAAGAUGGUGAAGUUCACAAGCAUGGAGGUCGAGAGGGACAAAAGAAGCCUCCGAGAAUGCAUCGGAUUCACAUUGGUGCUUUGAACGACGAUGGCAGUCAAGACAUGGAGAUUUGUAAUGAGAUGAUCGGAAAGAAGCAGUGUUAUGAGCAGAAUCUGUGUUUCAUGUGCAAGAAACCCGGUCAUACAUCGCGAGAUUGUUACCAGAACACGAGAAGAUAUCAUGCAAGAGAUCAUGGAAGAUAUCACAGCGUAAAUUAUCGAAGGAACAGGAGACGAAUGCAGAACAUAAGGAAUGUGGUGAAAGCGCAUCACGUGGAAAUGAAUGAAUACAAGGCAGAAACCUAUUCAUUUCAGUUGAGCAAGGCACAAGCAACCAGCAUGCGGAUCAAGCAGUCAAAAGUGGUGUUGACGAGAAUGAGUGCCGACGAGCUGAUUGUGAAAAAGGGACUGAGCGUCAGGAUCGAGAAAACGAUCUCGGCUACUGCCAGUCCAUUUGAUGACACAGAAACGGAUUUCAAAGUUGUUCAGCUGGGACACACGAUGUCUAGUUGGGAAAACCGUGAAUGGCAAGAGUUAUCGGAGUGCCAAGAGGUGAAAGAAAACGAGUUCCGACGGAAGCUGAGACAACAAGACUAUGUUCAGGUUUUUCAUGUGAAAAUCUGGAUGGGAAAUGAUGCGGAAGAGUGA